Molecule: messenger RNA, 3644 nt
Organism: Cavia porcellus (domestic guinea pig)
Lineage: Eukaryota; Metazoa; Chordata; Mammalia; Rodentia; Caviidae
Gene: Ephx2
Product: epoxide hydrolase 2
Exons: 14
Coding region: 108-1352 (414 amino acids)
Biological process (GO): phospholipid dephosphorylation; cholesterol homeostasis
Cellular component (GO): peroxisome
Molecular function (GO): lipid phosphatase activity; magnesium ion binding
Source: RefSeq, a predicted model, not a curated record
GGGGCGUGGCGGGGCCACCCGUGAGGGCUCCUGCAGAGCAGUUCUCCGGCUCUGUGGCUCCGUGCUGGGCCUUCCGGCUUUGAGUGCGGGUCCAGGCCCCGUUAGCAAUGGCGCUGCGUGCGGCCGUGUUCGACCUUGAUGGGGUUCUGGCCCUGCCCUCGAUCAUGGGCGCCCUCAGCCGCGCGGAGGAAGCCCACGGGCUGCCCAGGGGCUUUCUGAAAGACGCUUUCCAAAGGGAGGGCAUGCGUGGUUCCAGCGCCCGCCUCAUGAGAGGAGAGAUCACAUUUUCCCAGUGGGUGCCACUCAUGGAAGAAGACUGCAGGAAGUGCUCUGAAGCCUCUGGAACCCGCCUCCCCGAGAGCUUCUCUGUACACCAGAUCUUUGACAAGGCGAUUUCCAUGAGAAGCAUCAACCGCCCCAUGCUUCAGGCAGCACUGACUCUCAGGAAGAAGGGAUUUAAAACCUGCAUCCUCACCAAUAACUGGCUGGAUGACAGAGCCAAGAGAAGUGAUGUGGCCCAGAUGAUGUGUGAGCUGAGCCCACACUUCGACCUCGUGGUUGAGUCGUGCCAGGUGGGGAUGAUCAAGCCUGAGCCUGAGAUCUACAAGCUUGUCCUGGACACCCUGAAGGCCAGUCCCAGUGAGGUUGUUUUCCUAGAUGACUUGGGAUCUAAUCUGAAGCCGGCUCGGGACUUGGGAAUGGUCACCAUCCUUGCCCGCGACACCAGCACGGCCCUGAAGGAACUGGAGAAAGUGACAAAGACACAGCUUCCCCAGACUCCAGCCCCUCUGCCUGUCCCCUGUAGCCCCAAUGACGUGAGCCAUGGGUACGUGACUGUAAAGCCUGGCGUCCGUCUGCACUUCGUGGAGCUGGGCUCUGGCCCUGUUGUGUGCCUCUGCCAUGGGUUCCCUGAGAGUUGGUUCUCUUGGAGGUACCAGAUCCCUGCUCUGGCCCAGGCCGGCUACCGGGUCCUAGCUAUGGACAUGAAAGGCUACGGUGACUCGUCCUCCCCUCCCGAAAUAGAAGAAUAUGCCAUGGAAUUGCUAUGUAAGGAAAUGGUGACCUUCCUGGAUAAGUUGGGCAUCCCGCAGGCGGUGUUUAUUGGCCACGACUGGGCAGGCGUUCUGGUGUGGAGCAUGGCCCUCUUCUUCCCCGAGAGAGUGAGAGCAGUGGCCAGUUUGAACACCCCCUUCAUACCAGCAAAUCCCAAGGUGCACCCCAUGGAGUCCAUCAAAGCCAACCCAGCCUUUAAUUACCAACUCUACUUCCAAGAACCCGGAGUGGCGGAAGCUGAGCUGGAACGGAACCUGAAUCGGACUUUCAAAACCUUCUUCAGAGCCAGCGAUGAGUAGCACAUUCCUAAUAGCUAAACCUUGGAAGCAGCCUGUGUUUCCAUCAGUGGGUGAGCAGAUAAGAAAAUGCCGUCCCAUAAAGAAGGACAAACUCCAGUCAUUUGUAGGAAAACGGAUGCAGCCGGAGACUGUAAUGUGAAGGAAACCAGACAUCAAGCUUAAGCACUGCACGCUUUCUUUUGUGUGAGAAACCCAUGAUGUCAAUAAAGUGCACAGCGAAAGACAGGAAAGAGACACACAGAGACACAGAGUGGAGGAAGUUCCUGCAAUCCCAUGGCCAGUGUAUCUAAAAGUGGACUUUAAUUGUCUUCAGUGUCUUUCAUGUCUUUUGCCUUGUUAGUCUGGCUGUUAAUCUGUGUUCAUGAUAAUUAACUUGAUAGAGACUUCUUAAAGAAAAAAAUACGAUGCUGGCAAAAUAUUUUUCAAAAAACAGGUGGCUGGGAAGGGGAAAAAACUGAGAUGUGAUACCCACAAUGAGUAUAUUCAUUAUAUACUGCAUGCAUGUGCUAAUAAAAUAAUAAACAAAAAGAAAAGAAUUUUUUAAAGCAAAAUUAAAAAGGCUACCUUGGCCUGAAAACUAUUUUUGCUUUUAAUCUUCAAAAAUGGUCUAUCCAAGGAUGGACUUUUCUUGUUGUUGCUUUGGAAGAAUCUGCCUCAAGGGUGUACAUUUCCAUAUAUUAAUUAAUUGCUUUUAUACACGUAUCACAAACCUGUGCUCUGUCCCUGCUUUGAAGUUUUUUUUUAAUUACAAAAGCUAUUUUUAUUCAUGAAAGUUGUAUUUGGUACUUUCUCAAAUCAUUCCAAUGUGUUCUGAGAGGCAUGUUAGUCCUGUUUUCAGUUCCCUUUAUGUCUUUAAUCAUCUUAAACACACUCACGUGUGAUUUUCUUUCCCUCUUCUGUUUUGUUUCAUGUGUCUGAUUGUGUCUUACUUUGGAGAGUCAUGCUUUGCUGGUAGCUGCACUGGCCGUCUCUUGCUGAGGGGCUGUGUGUGUGGUGACUGGCCUGAGGCCAUGUACACAGCGGCCCUCCAUACCCACGAGCCUGCUUCAGUCUGCACUGAGGAGCUGACCGUCUCGGGGCUCUGCCUUCCUCUGGAGCAGCGUAUUGGUUGCGUUACCCGCCCCAUUUUACUUUGCUAUUUGCAUCAUACGUCAGGCUUUCCUGAUCCCACAGUCAGAGUGAAAUCAGACACAAGUGUGGGUGAAAGCGGGUUAGUGCUGUGAAGUUUUAGGACUCUUUUUUUUUUUUUUUUUUUUCUGUAGCAAGCUGAGAAGGGUAAAUGUCCCUAACAUCUGUUGCCAUGGUGGGUGGAUUUUUCCUAACCUGCCCUUGAACUAAGAGUGUAAAGCACUAGACUUACCAUGGAGGGGCAGGCAGUGUCUCAUUCUUUAUUUUUUAAACCAGAUUUUACACAUUUUUUACAUACAUAAUGAUCACAUUCAUCCUAGAGAAUUUGCACCUGUACACUUUAUUCUUUUUUCUCCAUUCACCUACCCUCCCUUCAGCCCCUCUUUCCCUCCCUUUGACAAAAGCCUUGGUUCCAUUUUUUCCUUCUUUGAUCAUGUUUUUCACUUUUCUCUUCUUUCCUCCUCCCCUUUCUCUCUUAGACAUUUUCUUCCUAUUUCACAGUACCUGUUAAACAUUCUGGUCCUGAGUUACGCUUUCAGAUUCUCACAUCAGAGAAGCACUGUGGUGUUUACACAUAUGUGUCUCACUUAUUUCACUAAAGAGUGUGGUCUCCGUUUACCUAGGAAUGUCUCAAGCUAUUCCCUCUUUAUGGCACAGUAGUAUUCCAUUAUAUUUUUUAAAACCCACAUUUUCUUUCUUCAUUCAUCCAGGUGAUGAGUGUUUGGGCUGUAUCUAGAUAUGGCUAUUACGAACUAUGCUGUGAUAAACAUGGGAGUGCAUAUACCGCUAUGGUGCGAUGCUUUUAAUUCUUUGGGGACGAUACCCAGACAAGGAAUAGCUGGGUCAACUGGGACUUCUACUCGUUUUUUGAGGAAUCUCCACACUGAUUUCUGCAGUUAUUACCCCAGCCUAGGGAGUGUCUCAUUCUUGGUCCUUCACCCAUAAGAGAUCUCAUCUCAUAGACCAGUUGGUCGAUAAGUCCAAACUUGAGGUCCAGAUUGAAGCCAUCUCAGGCCAGAGCUUUGUCGCCAACACUGACUCAUGAACAGUUCUGUGGGGGCUUAGCGAGCUUGUGACAGGAUGGUCCUCUCUUGUCCAUGACUUCACUUUCCAUGGCUUCAGUUAUUCUGUGUCAACCAUGGUCCAUAAACAUUAAAUGCAAAA